AUGGUCUUCACUCCAGAAAUCCUCGACAUCGUUAACGAGUCUCAGACGGCGGACACGGCCAGGAAGUUCGAACUCACAAUCGCCGAGGUGAAUGAGCUUCACCAGAGGGCGACGGCAGCGAAGGCGACGGCCUAUUGCCCAUACAGCCAGUUCCGUGUGGGCUCGACACUCCUUUCCAACGAUGGCCAGUACACCGCCGGGGCCAAUGUUGAGAAUGCCUCCUACCCUGUUGGCACCUGCGCCGAGAGAGUAGCCUUUGGCAAAGCCAUCACGGAGGGCAUUCGAGGAUUCAAAGCCGUGGCCGUGGCCACUGAUAUUGAGGCUCCCUGCAGUCCCUGCGGCAUGUGUCGGCAGUUCAUUCGCGAGUUUGUGGACUUGGAGACGCCCAUCCUCAUGUUCAACAAGGAUGGCAAGUACGUUGUGAUGAGGCUGGAGGAGCUACUCCCACUUUCGUUCGGCCCUGAGUACCUGCCGCCCCCAGAUGUCCUGCAAAAGAGCCGUGCUGGCGGAGUAUGA
Colletotrichum higginsianum IMI 349063 is the source of this 516-nucleotide messenger RNA. RefSeq names its product Cytidine deaminase. NCBI's taxonomy places the organism in Eukaryota, Fungi, Ascomycota, Sordariomycetes, Glomerellales, Glomerellaceae. The transcript is spliced from 3 exons. Bases 1 to 516 code for a protein of 171 amino acids. The record is from RefSeq and is a predicted model, not a curated record. Gene Ontology annotation, molecular function: cytidine deaminase activity; zinc ion binding. Gene Ontology annotation, cellular component: cytosol.